Molecule: messenger RNA, 11813 nt
Organism: Pocillopora meandrina
Lineage: Eukaryota; Metazoa; Cnidaria; Anthozoa; Scleractinia; Pocilloporidae
Source: the annotation of a GenBank genome assembly
AUGGCGGGACUAGUCGGUCGAACAAUUUGUAGCCGUCGUUUAGUCGGAAAAAUUCGUUACUUGCACACGAGCAGAAAACAUUUUGACCAGUAUAAAUGCGUGGCUGUUAAUGAAGUAGAAUCCUUUGUAGAGCGAUGUAUGAGCGCAGUGGGAACACCUUUAGAACAUUGCAAAGCUUUGGCGCAAGUUCUUGUUGCCGGCGACGCGAGAGGUCAUUUCAGCCAUGGGCUCAAUAGACUAGGUGAGUUCUGGUCAGAGUGGAUGUAUUUGCAAUUAGAGAGGAAUAAGAAAUGGUUAAAUUAAGCCAGAUCAUAUUCGUGCACAUUUGAUUAAAUUGUGCACGAGCCAUAGGCAUGUUUGCAUUGCGUGCAGACAUAAUCCCACUUUUAACGACAAUAGAGACCCGUCGGUAUCAAUUGCUAGUUUGAAAACCACGCAACAUAGUUAUGCAGCAUUAGAAUUAAGAUUAAUAAGAAUUAAAGGGUCGGUUAUAGCAGAUAAAAGUUUAUUUAUUUCAUUUUUUUAAAUUUAUUUUGAACUAGUAAUCCAACUGCAGUAUCUAUAUUUUUUAAGUUGUGACCUUUUUAUGGACACUCAAAAAUUAUCCAGUGUCAUUGACCGGACUUUGUGCAAAACGGAAACUCCCUUCCUAUUAGGCUCUAUGAUUAGAUGAGUGGAGACAUCUUUCUUUCCAAAAAUUUUUGGAGAGAAGUUAGAAGAGAGCUUACCUGCAGGUACCUUGUUGUGAAAAAAAAAUUUAAAUGCCCUCUCUAUUAGGAAACCAUCCCAACCUAGAAAUGGAUAAAAAGGCUAUUGAAUACAGAGUUGAAUAAAAUUAUUGGCUUUUUUUGUUGUUUUUUCGAGGCAGAAAUAAUAUAAAAAAUUUCCACAAAUAUAGCCUUAAGAACCAACACCCUAGGGGUGUUAACAUCAGCAUCAGAAAUUGGAAAUUCUCCAGCCAAUAUGCAGAAUUCUCCUCCUUAAAUUUGAUGACUAAUGCUUUUCUUUUAUUCAGAUAUGUAGAAUAUUCACCUGUUAUGUCACACUUUUCUCCUUCAAAUACACUUUUUUUUUGUCUUUGUUGAUUAAAAGAAAAUGCUGCAAAUUCUUCUUUCCACCCAUAAUUUCAUAGCACAGCACAAUGUUAGGAAAGCCACUUAAAUAGCCAGUGUAAUAUCAGCUGGUAUGAUCUAGGAAAACUGGGUGUGGUAAACAUUGUAAAGGAUGGCUGGUAAGCCUGUGGAAAAUUUAUGUGGAAGGGCAAAUCUUGUCUCUUUUAACUUAUUUUUAAUGAUUAGAACAAAUUCACAACUUUAAAAUAUUUCUGGUGGAAACAUAACGGAAUCACACCCAUUGAAAAACGUCGCAUGGGAAAAUGCAAAUAAGCUAGAAAAUAGAAAGAGAGUAUGCAUAACCUCAUUCAGGCCUGUCAAUUGGACUGUCAAUCAUGUAAUCCCCUGUGUAUGCCGUGUUCACAAGUAUUGUUUCUUGCUCAGACAACCGAAACGUAGCACUAUUCAUCAAAGAAGAAUAGGUGCAAUUAGUAGCGUUAUCUUGACAUGGCUACAUUGUUUAAAAAUCGGUCAGAUGUAAAAAUUGCAUUACCAUUUAAAUGUUGGGUUUUUAAUUUGUGUUAAGACUGAAAUGUGGCAGAUUUACAAGGUUCGACCAUCAAUUUCGCCAUGAAAGCAAAACAACAGUACAGAAAUAUUCCUCUUUAACCUGUUAUUGCCAUCAGUUUUGGAUAACAUGUCGGUAAAGUCUAUUUACUUUUCGAAAAGCUUAAGUAUAUGUUGUAAAUUCCCGCUCCACAUAAGUACAUGUUCAGUUCCAACUCAGUUUUAUCAUAACACCAUUUCAUUUCAUUUCAUCACUUUCAAACAAUACUAAUUGCUCCAAUUGUGUCUCCAUUGUCUCUAAACAGACACAAAGCAAAAUUUUACAACUCCCGUUUGAGAAUUUGUCAAUUCAGAUCUUAGGAGACCGAAGCUGGCGGUGAGCUUUUGCAACCUCAUUCCCAGGUCAUUGCACCCACAAAGCAUCAUGGGUACCCCACUUUUCCUGAGCGACGCUUUUCAAUGGGCGCGAUUCUGUAAUGAACUUAUGGAUAGGAAGGUUGAGGAAUGCCUCUUGUGUUUUAUGGCAGCUGAAACUGGGUACAUGUUUUUCUUUUACAAUCUCUUCUGAUAUUAUCUCUCUGCUCUGAUUGACUGCCAAGAAUAAUUAAGUUGUAAUUAUUACCUUUUUGAUGGAAGAGUGCUCUCAAACAAUCAAUUUUUCAGUUGUAUACACAGUUGUAUACACAGUUUAUUUAACAACUGGCAGUAAUGCUGUUGCAUUUAAUUUUCUCAUUUAAUUUUAGAAAUGUAUGUCCAUGAUAUAAAUGUGGGCUCCACAGUUAUAAAUGGAGAUCCUGAAAUUGUCAGAGAAACCAGUGCUACAGCACUUGUUGAGGGAAACAAUCUUCUUGGGCCAGUAAGUGUGCUUUAAAAUUUUUACUCUGUUUUUAUCCUUUGACCCCAAAGUGGCCAAUAUCAAUAUAUAUUACUUCACUGAAUUCUGACCCAGAAGUAAACAUUCUAGCUGUAUAUUACCCCAAUAGGUGAAUGUCAUUGUUUUUGUUUAUCUUUUUGGCUCUCUGAAAAGCCAGGCACAAGUUAAAUUCCCAUGUGCACUUUUAAUUGCACAUAAUGCUCUGAAUCGCUUUCCUUUGAUCAAAAAGGACUGUUUUUUAAAUUCAUCUUUGCAGUAUCAAAGGAAUGGUGUGGAGAAGACUUUAACACAUAUGUACUGGUGUGAGGAUUUUUCAACUUGAAGAGAAAUUUUAUAUCUCCAGGCAGCUGUGUAAUAUUCCUUUUAUUAUACAAAUGUCAAUGAAAUACUAAAUCAUUUCACAAGGAGCAAUUUUUAUAUGUAACAUAGCAACAGUGGUCUUUCAUGUGUGCAGAUAACAUGUUAUCUUCAUGAAUGAAGAUGUGAUGUUUUGUGUGCAGGCUCACUUAAUUGGUACUUCAUUACUGUUUAUAUAUUGAAAAGAAAUCUUGAAUUUGAAAUCUCCGUAUCUGCUUUAUUUUACAUAACAGGUUGUCGGAAACUUUUGUAAUGAUUUAGCCAUGAAGAAAGCUCAAGAGACAGGAAUUGGCUGGGUUGCUUGCAAAGGUUAGGAGACUAACUAGCUUUUUUAAUUAUUAAUAUGUCAAUUGCAUUAUGAUCCAUUUUUGUGUCUAAUUUCAGUCUGUCACACCUGUUUUUAAUGUCAAUAUGAGGGGUAAAUUUCUUAAAAGGAUUUAAACUAGUACCAGACAACUGUCCAAAAAAUAUGACCAAUUACUGUCAUGGUUUAGUCAUUUGGCUAACGAUUGUUGUGCAAUGGAAUCAGCAAUAAUCAUGAUACUAACUUGACUUUUGCUAUUAAUAGGAAGGGUACAGCUUAGUGAACUUGAUGUGUUGCUUUUGUUGGAUAGUUCAUUGGUACUCAUUUUGCAGAGAAAUUAAUUAAUAUUUUGUCACUAUUGCAGGUUCUAACCAUUACGGUAUUGCUGGUUGGUAUACAAUAAAAGCAGUGGAGAAAGGACUUAUUGUAAGUAAAUUGUGAUUCUCUCUCAUUUUGCAGUCAUUAAUUGCCAACAAAGCUGAAUCUUGAUUUUAUGAUUGUCUUUUUGUGUGAUCCAUUUUGGAUUUUAAUGGUGUGGUGGAACUGAAAAAUUAGCUUCACACUUCAACUCCUAGAAGGGAUUAACAUGUAACUUCUUCAUAUGAUACCUGUACAGUGUCUAGCAAACAAGUAAUGAGAAUACUCAAACUUAUCAGGUAGAAGUUGUUAUCUUAAACUUACACCAAAUUCUUGUAAUAAUUUACAUUAAGGAAAUGUACAGCAGUUGGAGGGAGAAUUAACAAUCAGAUCUUGGGAUUUGAAAGGUUAAAUGUGAAGUCUUGGCCUGUACAUAGAUUUUGUCCUAUUUUAUAUUUGUUUUCCUAGGGGAUGAGUUUUACCAACACAUCACCAUUGGUUGUACCCACAAGAGCACGUGAGGUACAAAGGCUUUUUCAUUUUUUUUUUGUGUGUGUUUUAAGUUAAGCUAGAUUCUGCAUCUAGCUAUUGUUAGCUUGCUGGACUAGUGGUUCCUGACAAGGGUAAUCAUGCUUAGCUUUUGGGAAAGACUUUUUAUUCUCUUACUGUCCCUUGGCAUCCACAAGUUGAAAUGGGUGCCCAUGAUCUGCAGGAGAAGCCUAAUAGAAUUAUUGGAGAGUGCAUGGGGGUGUAAUGUCUUUUAAAAAACAGAAUUGUUUCAGCCAGUGCCAAAUGACCAUGGAACACAAAUUCCAAUGUGGCAACCUUUCACUGAAAAUAUUAUUGAACUAUUUGUUACAGUGACUCAAAUGGUCACAGCUUGGAGUACCGCUUGGAAACAGAAAGACCUGUGACAGAAUUCAACUUAUACUUGAAAAAUCUUUAAAUGUGCAUUUUUCAGGUUACUUUGGGAACCAACCCUUUGUCAGUAGCUGCACCAGCUAAAAAUGGUGACAGCUUUGUUCUUGACAUGGCAACAAGUGCAGUGGCUCUUGGAAAGGUGAGACCACAAGAUAAAUUGCGAUAAUCGUGAGAUAAGAGUUAGGAUUGUUUACUUAAUUUAAGUAGUUAGAAAUUUAGUCAUUAACUGAUCAUUUUUGAUAUCCUGAACAAUUUUUUUUUGCUUUUUUCUAAUACUUUCUCUGCAUAUUAGCAUGUACUGCAAGGGGCCUACUCAGCCUCAGUAAGCUGAGUUGAAAUUAAGUUACUUCCUUACUUGCUUAUCAGAGCUCAGGAAUUAAACUGCCUAGAUCAAAAGAUGGCUGAGGUUUUCUUUUAUGAUGAGCACAAAUAUAUUUUCAUUAGAAAAAUAGUCGAUUGUUUAAUUUGUUUGAUAAUUUUUUUUUUUUUUGACAAACUAUAAUGGAUAAUGUUAAAAACAGUCACUUACUGGUAGUCCAAAAAAAGAGUUUUCAGAAUUAUUACCGCAUUCUAUACAAAACAAUUACAUUUGUAAAUGCCAAUGGUGUUCGACUGGUCUGUUGUUUUAGAUAGAAAUGGCAGAUCGAAAGGGAGUUGAAAUACCACAUGGAUGGGCAGUGGAUUCAAAAGGAUUGGUAAGAAGACUAAUAAUUCAAAUUUCAGAAGCAAAACUUCCAGUAAAUAUUCUCUAUAGAUAUUUGAGAUAUUUUAAGUUAGAGUUUGAGCUUGAUGAAAUUUUCAGCUCUUUUAAGUGAAAUUUUUAUGGUAACUUUUGUAAAGUUAUGUUGCAAUCUUUACCAAAAUUACUUGUUACUGUAAUUGGAUUUUUCUGUCUAACAAAUGAGGUUAUUUGACCUCGAAAUGACAUUAUAUGAUAUGCUGAAUUAUUCUUGCAUUUUCAUUUUUCUUACUUAUGAUCUUUUGGAGGAAAGAUGCAUAUAUGGUGUCACCAUUAACAAUAUUUUGCUCUUUUAUCUUAUAAAGCAAACUGAUUCCAUGUUGCCAUGGGUCUGUUCAGUAAUAAUAAAUCACAGAAGACAUCAAAAUGUGUAAGAACAUUUGUGACACACUCAGUUGUGCCUUGUGUACUUUUUUUUUUUUUCUGACCACAUUUUGACAUCAUCUGUAGUCUGUUACUGAACACAUGCAUGGCAACAUGGAAUCUACUUGUUUUCUACCUGAUAACUUUUUUUUUCAUCAUAGGAAACUGUUAAUCCUGAAAAAGUUUUAUCAGGAGGAGGACAGCUGCCACUUGGUGGAACAGAAAUAACAAGUACGAUAACAUAAUUAACAGCCUAAUUUUACUCUUCUGGUGUAUGAGAAGCCCUUGUUGAAUUUAACUAAGCAUGUCCUAGGGAGGAAACUAUGCUUUUCCUAUUUUGUGGUGGGUAAUUGGAGGAAAUGACUGAUUGUAUGACUUAACCCUUUAUCUCCCAUGAGUGACCAAGACAGAAUUUCUCCUUACAAUACCAAUACAAUAUCAACCAGAUAAGUGAUGAGAAUAAAGAAAAAUAUCAAUUUGGGGAUAAUUAGUUGAUCCAGUACUAAAUUCUCUGAACUAACAUUGUAAGAAUUGUAUGGUUGACAGUAAGGAGAAUUACUAAUUUGAUGCGGGAGGUAAUGAGUUAAAUCCCAACUCUGAUUGUAAUUCUCCCCUCUAGAUGCUACACAUUUCCUUGUUACUUAGUUACUAGAAUUUUGUGUUAGAUCAAGAUAACAACUUCUACCUGAUAAGUUUGAAUAUUCUCAUUACCUGUUUGCUGGAUAAUGUAUGGAUAUUACAGAGAGAAGUUACAUGUUAAUCACUUCUGGAAAUUAUACUUUGUAUUAAAUCACCCUAUGCUAGAUUUACUCCCUUUUACCCUGUCUUAUUUGCUUUCCAAUUGCUAAUUAAAAUUAUUAAUGGCAGAUCUUUGGAUUUUCAGCUAAAAUUUGUGGUAAUUUUGUAAUGACAGUUUAUCUCAUUCUUGGGUACUUUUGGGUGGUUAAUUUUUUAUUGCUGGAACUGCAGCUGAUCCCAAUGUGAUCAUUAUUAUCAUCAUGUCUGCUAAUCAGGGCAAACAAUACUCCUUAGUGGUGAGUGCAGGAUGAAAGGGCCCCAGACACUUUUAGAUGAGGUGCAGAUUUUACCCAAUUGAUUUUCCCAUAAAUUGCGACUUACUAAUAAGCUUUCACUUAUUCUUGAUUGGUAAGAAACCAUCACCCAUCUUUAUGAUUAUGUGUUAAAAGGCUGAAUAUUAUUAUUUUAUUUUUCGGCAUUGAAUUUUGCAAAGUGAUAUAGGGAAAGUACUCAUGGCUCUCUCAUGUGGGUGUUGUUGAUUGCAGGUGGUUUCAAAGGAUAUGGUUUAGCAAUGAUGGUUGAGGUGGUUUGUGGCAUCCUGGCAGAUGCUGCAUUUGGUCCCAAUGUAAGAAAGUGGAAGGGUGAUGACAGGGUGGCUAAUUUAGUAAGUACUGGUGCUUUCUCUACUUUUACUACUUAUGUUGUUUUGUGAAAAGACAAAUGACAUUGUAUUUAUAUACUACCAAGGAAAGGUCUUUGGGAGGGUGCUAGAUUUUAUAAGCAAAGAUGGUUUCAAUGCAUCUUAAAAAGAGGCCCUUACUGUAUAUGAAUUGUAAAAUUCAAAAAAGGCAAGGCUCCAUUUUUGUCAAGUUUACCUGGAAUGAUUAACCUGGGUCCAGUUGUUGUCAAGGAAAUGUGCUGCGCUAUCCACCAGAUUGAAUUUUUGUGGUGGUUAGCAUUAUCCAACCUUUGAACAAUUGGACAUUCACAUACCUUUUUGUGUUCACCUUCAACCUUUUUAGGUUAAUUCUUCCUUAAUCAUAUUGAACCCCAAUAUUGGGUUUGCUAAGCCAUGGUAUUUUCCACAUGUUCAUGUAUUUAAGCACAGUAACUAUAACACAUGAUUUAAAAAGCCAAACUUUAAUAUACACUACUAAAUCCUAAAGCUACAAUUGACCAACAUGCAUGCAGCUUGACUAUUUAAAUUUCUGCUCUGGGACAUGACAAACCCUUUCCCUUAAAAUUCCCUAUUGUUCUAUUUUUUUUCCUGUUCAUUAACACAGAUUAUAACACAUGAUUGGCAAACAAGGUUAUGCCUGUCAAAUACCUAAAAUAGACUUUUUAUGGGCUGAGUAAAUUCCUGUCAAGUGCUAAACCUUUUUUCCUUCUCAGCUACCUGUAAUUAAUCUCUUUUUAACUUCAAUAUGUCUACUAAUUAUUUGAAUUGAUGUUACAUUCAGGGUCAGUGUUUUGUUGCUGUUGAUCCUAAAGCAUUUUCUGAAGGGUUUGAGGACCGCAUGCAGUCACUUAUGGAUCACUGCAGAAAUCUGCAACCGGUAAAACCUUUUUAUUUAGCUUGUCAUGCUAAAAAAUGCACCCAACUCUGGUUUUACUGAUAUUGCAGUUUAACUUAUGAAAGCCUGUCAAGUGCUGUGCCUGACCCUUUUCUAUGGCUCUGUAUGAUAUCUUAAGGCCUCACCCCUCUUGUUCAACAUCUUGAGUUGUUCAACCUUCUUAAUUUUGACAACGUACAUUGGCUCGUGUCUCCCUAAUUGUGUAGUGUUGGUAAUUAACCCUUUAACUCCCAGAUCGAAUUUGUAAUUCUCUUUACUGUCAACUUACAAUUCUUAUAAUGUUUAUUCAGAGAAUUUAGUAUUGGAUCAACUAAUUAUCCCCAAAUUGAUAUUUUUCUUUAUUCUUGUCAAUUAUCUGGUUGAUAUUGUAUUGAUAUUGUAAGGAGAAAUUCUAUCUUAAUUAAUUCUUCUGGGUUUAGUUGUUCAAAUGGUGGAUAAUGCUAUCCAUUGGAUAAAUCACUGUGCUGUGGAGAGGAGUUAACAAAUGAAAACUGUGCUAUCCACAGGAGAGAUUUAUCCAGUGGACUGCAUUGUCCACCUUAGCACCACUGGAACCAGGCCAGCUUACCAAUCACCCAGUCAUUCUGUCAGAUCAGCCAGUGAGCCUGUCAGCUGGUUUGAUCUUAAGUCAGUUGCCCAUUUUUCUUUUGCAAAUCCCUCAGUCUCUGUACUGGUUGCAUAUUGCACAAGUCUUUCUUAAUAUGUGAUGAUAUCUAAGACCAUGGCACUUGAUGAUUUUGCCAGCUGAGGAAGCUCUUUUAAGGAAACAGUUAUUGCCUCUUAAAGGUCCACACCCUGAGAGAGAAAAAAAUUUUGUUCAAUAUUGACUGCAGCAUUAUAAUUCCACAGGCAGAGGGUGAGACCACUGUGCUUGUAGCAGGAGACCCAGAGAGGGCCCACAUACAAAAAGUGAAAGAAGAUGGUGGUAUUCACUAUCAUGUUAAUUUGCUGGAAGCUAUGGUAUGUUAGCAUAGAUAUGCCUGGUAAAAUAUUUUGAUCAAUUAAUGAAAUGCGGGCAUUGCAAAGUAAUGAACUACUCAUUUUUUCGUCUUGGUGAAAUCCCAGAAUUCUUCCCAUAUCAAAAUAACUACCAGUAUAUCUUUACUCUGUCCAGUAGAUAUACUGCACCAUUCAGAUCUUUAAAUAAGGAGAUAAAAAUUUCAUUGUGGUAACUAGGUUUAUCAGUGUGACAGUUUUUCUUUUCAAAAAUUUUCUUUUUAAAAAAAAAAUUAUAGACAUUACUAAGGUCAAUUUCAGCUAUCCUGUUAUCAGCUCUCAAAGAUAAAAUUGUUAUCCAUGCACUGCAAUAUUGUUAUCCAUGCACUGCAAUGUUGUAUCCCCCAUCAGUAACACAGACCCUCUUUUCUCUCCUUUAACCCUUCCAAUUCCAAGAUCUGAAAGUGAAUUCUCCCCUCCAGCUGCCUUGCAUUUCCUUGUAAAUUAUUGACAAGAAUUUAGUGAUAGAUCAGAGUAAUAAAUUCUUCCUGAUAAGUUUGAGUAUCCUCAUUACCUUUUUGCUGGACAAUGUACAGAUAUUAAAGGGAGAAGUUACAUGUUAAUCACCUCUGGGAGUUGAAAGGUUAACUCUAAUACCUCAGGUGAUUAAAAUGUUACUUCUCCACACAAUUUCAUUACAUCAUCUAGGAAGCUGGUGAUGAGAAAAAGACAAACAUGGUAAAGGGGAUAUAAACUUUCUUUUUUUAAUGACACCAAGUCUUCUUACUAUCAUGAUAAAGCAGCACAUAGCAGCUAGAUGGGAGAGCUACAAAGUAGAUCAUAAGAGCUAAAGAAUGAAAUGUUUAAAUUAUGAAUACAUGUAGUAAUAUUAAAUUGCUUUAUUUCUUUCUCUCCUUUUUAUUCUAGGACAAGCUUGCCAACCAACUAGGUGUGCCAUGCAUGCCAACAAAGUAAUACCACUCACACAUACAUGACAUUACUCUUGUCUUAAAGAAAAGAUAUUUUACCAAUGACUUAUAUGUAUGCGCCAAAGGAUCAACUUAUUUUUAGACAAAGUAUUUAACCAUCACAAAACAUACUCAAGAGCUAAAGUGCCACUUUAAGUAAGGGGCACCAAAGAGAGGAAAUUACUGUACCUACCAAAAAGGGAAAUUAGGACUAAAUUAGUGUUUUAUUACAAAUUUUUCUUUGUGCUUAGCUCAUUUUUCUCACAGAACUUGGCUUGUAUGCCAGGCCUGUGAUAAUGCCACUGUGUUAUUGGUUCUGGUACUUGCUGAGUUAUCAUAUGAUUUACAAUACAUCAGCAGUACCAUUACACUAUUUCAAAAUCAAUGAUUUGGUGCAGAAAUAUUCACCAAUAAUGUGAUUUGAGUGAAUGUCUUUAGAUGGCAACAGUGAAUGACAUCUUGACAAUCUGAGUCAAAAGUUACAGUCAUUGUUAAGUCUGAUGAUAUGACUGCAAAGUGACAGUCAAAUGAUACUAAUUGUUGAUACUAAACCCAAAAGUACAUUUUUCUAUCCACUUAACAUUUACAAUUAACUAACAAAUGCACUCACAAAAUGAUAAAAGGGACACACCUUAACAAAAAUCAACAUAGUAAAACUAUGGUUGUAGAGAACCUUUGUGUCCAACAAAUGUCACAGGUUUUGGGCCGAUAUGUGAAAAAAACUACACAAUUUUGUAUUUUAGGGUGCUUAAACAGAGAUCAAAACCAAUAUAUAGCAAGGAGGGUUCCAAAAGUGGCAGUUAAACCCCCCCCCCCUUCCCAACUAGUAGCUUUGUAGAUAAAAAGUUCUCAUGUACAAUACCCAAACAACCUGACAUGUCCCCAAAUGGUGGUGAGACACUAGUAUGGGACUGCCACCCCUUAGUUUUGUUAAGAAAAGUGAUAUUUGUUGAGUGAAACAACCUGCCAUGCCCCAAAAUGUCAGUAAAAUACUAGCACUUGUGUAGGAAAGCAAUCUGAAAUACUCCAUAAUGUCAGUAAGACUCAAAUGCAAAACAACACUCACCACCCCCCUUCCCCCCCUUUCUUAUCACCCUUGUUAGGAUGAAUCGAUCAUCUCUCAUGGUGAAGCAUCUAACAGGUCCCCAAAGGUCGGUAAAAUGUAUCCCAAUUGUUUCCAGCUUUGUCAAUGAAUAUUAAUAAUUUACAACAAUACCCCCAAAUGUCAAUAAGAUGUUAGUGUAGAACUGAGGCCCCCCCCCCCCCAUAGACUUUUCUUUCUAAGCUUUGUUUAGAGUGAUAAUUUGCUUGAGUACCCUAGCCUUUUUAUACUUGUAUGAUACCAUAGUAUGUGAUGCCUUCAUCUUAGCUUUUUCUAAGAAAAAAUAUUUUACAAUAAAAGAUUGAAACUAUCUUAUUUUCUUCAAAAGGAAAGUAAGAAAGUGGUGGAACCCCCCUACCCCCACUUUCUUUACUGUACUACAAAAAAUUGAUAACAAAUUUAUUUAAUGAAAACAACCAGGUAUGUGCCCUAAUGCUGGUAAAAUCUUAGUGUGAAACCCCAUCCUCGCAUAUACCCCCAUGGGAGGUCCUGGGGUGCCCGUUAAUUCCCCGCUCUUUGUAAGUCUUUUUUUAAAGAAAACAACCUACAAUAUUCAAUUAGUGAGAACUGGUGAGUUUGACCCCCCCAUUGAAAAAUCGUGGCUAUGCCCGUGUACCCUGGGAAAACGUCAUAGGAAAAUUAACAAGUAGAUAUUUGGGAAAUAAAUACCGACAUGGCAAGGGUAUCAAGCACGUGAUCACUUUUACUGUAGAAUCGUGCAUAUAUCCUUGAAAAAUGAGAACAGUGACUUGCAGAAACACUGAAUCACUUAGUGAUAGGAAAUUUAAAUCGUAGAUAGUUAAGAAUAAAAUAUAUACAUGGCAAGGCUAUUAAGCCGGAGAUCCCUUUUAUACGAUUUUAGCAUAAAGUAGGUGGUUCAAAGUGUAUUGUAAUUUAUUUUAAAAUAGUUGUGAAAUAGUUAGUUAGCUUGGUAGGUUUAUAAAAGAUGAUCUAAUGGAAG